Molecule: messenger RNA, 1512 nt
Organism: Macaca mulatta (Rhesus monkey)
Lineage: Eukaryota; Metazoa; Chordata; Mammalia; Primates; Cercopithecidae
Gene: ATG101
Product: autophagy related 101
Biological process (GO): autophagy; autophagosome assembly
Cellular component (GO): Atg1/ULK1 kinase complex; phagophore assembly site
Molecular function (GO): protein kinase binding
Source: RefSeq, a predicted model, not a curated record
GGGGGGCGGUGCGGCUUCCGGUCCCGGCUCGGCCUCCGACCCAGGUGGUCUGGAGCCUGCCGGGAGAGUGUUGGCAUCUCAGAGGCUGGUUGCGGACGGGGGUUGGGGGAGGUGGGAGCUGUUUUAACCGUCUCCCCCCUCUCCUGUGCCGGCGUGGGCAUCCCCUGGGGCGGCGGAACGGGGGCCCUCCUCCAGCUUCCGAGUCCAGCCAGCCUGGGCGCGGGGCGCCGCCCCCGAGACACCCGAGGAGUCCGCUCUUCCCUGAUUACGUGGACGGUGGAGCCGGCCUCUUGUGGUUCAGCGCCGCGCGGAGGUUGACGCGUACCUGCGGAGGUCGCACCUGGGCGUGAGGAGGAGGAGGAGGAAGGGCAUGAGCCGAGCUUGAGGAAUCUGAGUUCCAAACUCUACACUCAAGAUAAGAAGUUCAGAGAGGUUGAGUGAUUUGCUUAAAGUCACAGAGCAAGAUGUAGAUGAGGGUGGCCCUUGGGUAGGGUGAAGAUCCCUUGUCUUUAUCCUUGUUCCCCACCUUGGUGUGGGUUACUGGGUGCAGGAUGAACUGUCGCUCGGAGGUGCUGGAGGUGUCGGUGGAGGGGCGACAGGUGGAGGAAGCCAUGCUGGCUGUGCUGCACACGGUGCUCCUGCACCGCAGCACGGGCAAGUUCCACUACAAGAAGGAGGGCACCUACUCCAUUGGCACCGUGGGCACCCAGGAUGUUGACUGUGACUUCAUCGACUUCACUUACGUGCGCGUCUCUUCUGAGGAACUGGAUCGUGCCCUGCGCAAGGUUGUCGGGGAGUUCAAGGAUGCGCUGCGCAACUCUGGUGGUGAUGGGCUGGGGCAGAUGUCCUUGGAGUUCUACCAGAAGAAGAAGUCUCGCUGGCCUUUCUCAGACGAGUGCAUUCCAUGGGAAGUGUGGACGGUCAAGGUACAUGUGGUAGCCCUGGCCACGGAGCAGGAGCGGCAGAUCUGCCGGGAGAAGGUGGGUGAGAAACUCUGCGAGAAGAUCAUCAACAUCGUGGAGGUGAUGAAUCGGCAUGAGUACUUGCCCAAGAUGCCCACACAGUCGGAGGUGGAUAACGUGUUUGACACAGGCUUGCGGGACGUGCAGCCCUACCUCUACAAGAUCUCCUUCCAGAUCACUGAUGCCCUGGGCACCUCGGUCACCACCACUAUGCGCAGGCUCAUCAAAGACACCCUUGCCCUCUGAGCCUCGCCGGAUCCCUGGGAGCUCCUUGAUGGCUCCCAGACCUUGGCUUUUGGGGAUUGUACUAUUGGGCCUUUGGCUCUGCUGCCUGCUUGGGGUUGUUGGUGAGACUUGGAAGGGGCAGCCCCCGCUGGCUUCUUGGUUUUGUGGUUGCCAGCCUUUGGUCAUCCUUUUAAUCUUUGCUGACAGUUCAGUCCUGUCUGUACUGUGUCUCCAUAGCCCUGGUGUGGUCCCCCUUCUUUCUCCACUGUACAGAAGAGCCACCACUGGGAUGGGGAAUAAAGUUGAGAACGUGAGUUUGGGCUGA